CCUUUCACCACUCCGCUUAAAUUGGAUAUAAAAGUUUCUACACAUUUCAUAUAAUAAAUGUAGCCAUUCCAUUUAGGAAAGUAUAUUUCAUUUGGCAUGAUCCAUAUGGGAAGUAGAGCACUUAAUUAGAAGUGCAUCUUAAUAAGCCUUCGUAUCUGAUUGCAAAAUCUGCAGCGUCUAUCUCUAUUUCUUGGAGAAGGGAGGGUGCGAAAAUAUCUUUCCUCCACGGGUUUUGGGGUUGGAUAAUUAUCAAUCUGAGUUUGUGAUCAAACUCCUAACUGUUGAAGAAACUAGUUUUCCUGUACCUUACAUUGAUCAUGGAACUGUGUUUAUGAUGGUAAACAUAAUCCACUUUCGCAAAGGUCCAACUGAGUUUUCUCAUUAACGGUAAAUGGCUGUGAAGACUUGCAACAAAAGCAGGACAGUUUGGGGAGAAAAGUGAUUGGAGCAGAGUAUAGAAGAGAUGGGGACAGGUACCCCUUCUGUUAAAGGUUUCCUUGCAUCUUAUACCUGCUUUGGGUGCAAGCAUGGCACUCUACGACAUGAUUGUGCUAAUAAAAAAAAUGCUUGACAGUAAUCAUGUUCAAUAUCAUGAAUGGCUCUUCAGGUUCUCACAAUUCUCAGUUUGGGCUACCAUUCUGCUGGUCUUGAAGUGUGGGUACUGCUAUAUUGUUUGCUGCAACCCCAUCUUAUGUGUUUGGUGGAUGUUGAAAUUUCUUCUUUUAGUACCUCAUUUACAAAGAGAUUUUACUUCUCUUCAGGUUCUACUAUGUCUUAAAGAAAGCUUCACUGCUUUAAUGGAUAUGUGUUUUGGAGUUUCGAUUAAUAUAAUCAGAGCUACAGCAAGGCCUCAGAGUAGUAGUUGCGUGGAGGAGGAGUUACUUCUGCCGAGUAAAAUGGACAGUGGUCAAGGUAGCUCCAGAGGAGUGUCAAAGGGAAUUAUAUGCAACUGCUGGGAUCUGAUAGCAUUCAAAUCUAUCAAACCCGUAAUGGAAUGUGGAGUCAAAAGGCAACUUAACUUUGAAGAUUUGCUUGAGCUACCCAUUGAUAUGGAUCCUUCAUCCUGCCACACUUUGCUGUUGACAUGCUGGAAAGCUCAACAAAGAAACGAACAUUCUCAUCCUUCAUUAAUCAAAACAAUAUGUCGUGCUUAUGGAUGGCAAUAUUUCCGUCUAGGUCUUCUGAAGGUGCUUAAUGACUGUCUCGGUUUUGCGGGUCCAUUGCUUCUCAAUAAGUUGAUUCGCUUCCUCCAGCAAGGUUCGAGAGACUAUGAUGGCUAUAUUCUUGCACUAUCCUUGGGCCUUUCUUCUGUCUUGAAAUCGUUCCUUGAUACACAAUAUACUUUUCAUCUUUCAAAGCUCAAGCUCAAGCUAAGAUCCAGUAUCAUGAGUCUUAUUUAUGGAAAGUGUCUUUCUGUUAGUUUGGCUGAGAGAUCAAAAUUUUCGGAAGGAGAGAUUCAGACAUUUAUGUCCGUGGAUGCUGAUCGAAUUGCGAACCUGUGUAAUAGUUUACAUGAUGUGUGGAGUUUGCCAUUGCAGAUUGGAAUUGCUCUUUAUCUGCUGUAUACACAAGUCAAGUUCGCAUUUCUUUCUGGAAUAGCUAUAAUAAUCUUGCUAAUACCAGUUAACAAGUGGAUUGCAAAUGUUAUUGCGAAAGCUACACAGAGCAUGAUGGAGCAAAAGGAUGAAAGGAUUAGAAUGACAUCGGAGAUUUUAACACACAUACGCACUUUGAAAAUGUAUGGUUGGGAACUACUUUUUGCAAGUUGGCUAAUGAAGACGAGAUCAGAAGAAGUGAAACACCUAUCAACUAGGAAAUACUUGGACUCGUGGUGCGUUUUCUUCUGGGCAACAACACCAACACUUUUCUCGUUGUUCACAUUUGGACUCUAUACUUUGAUGGGCCAUCAACUUGAUGCAGCAACGGUUUUCACUUGUGUCGCACUGUUUAACAACUUGAUUUCUCCAUUAAAUUCAUUCCCUUGGGUCAUCAAUGGGUUAAUUGAUGCUGUUAUAUCUUCUAGGAGGUUAUGCAAGUAUUUAUCCUGUUUUGAGCAGGAGACAAACAUGGAAGAACCAAACAAUUGUUCAAUUUUCUCUUGCUCUAAUAAGCAGAACAAAUUACAAGAUAUGGCUGUUGUCACCCAUGAUGCAUCUUGCACAUGGUCGAGCAGCGACCAGAACGAAAUAGAUUUGGUUUUGGAUCCUGUUAAUCUUCUUAUUCCAAAAGGUUUACUGGUUGCAGUAGUUGGAGAGGUUGGGUCAGGGAAAUCAUCCUUGUUGAAUUUGAUUUUGGGGGAAACGAGGUUAAUUAAUGGAUCUGUGGACCGGAAUGGUUCUAUAGCAUAUGUUCCGCAGGUUGCUUGGAUUCUCUCAGGAACUGUACGUGAUAACAUUUUGUUCGGGAGAGAGUAUGAUCCAAGGAGAUACUCAGAAGUUUUACGAGCUUGCUCCUUGGACUUCGAUAUUUCCAGAAUGACAGGAGGUGAUAUGGCCUUUGUUGGAGAGAAAGGAUUUAACUUAUCUGGUGGACAGAGAGCUCGUCUUGCACUUGCCAGAGCUGUUUAUCAUGAUAAGGAAAUUUACCUGCUUGAUGAUAUCCUUAGUGCAGUUGAUGCACAUGUUGGUUGUUCAAUUUUACAUAAUGCAAUUCUUGGCCCUCCAAUGAAUCAGCAGACGCGCAUCCUUUGCACACAUAAUAUUCAGGCAAUAUCUGCCGCAGACUUGGUAAUUAUGAUGGAUAAAGGACAUGUAAAGUGGGUGGGAAAUCCAAUUGAGUUUUCUUGCCCCUCUGAUGUAGCAUUCUCAACAAUCGAUGAACUUAGCAGUUGUUCUGAAGUUCAACAGCAGGAUAAAAGAUCAAAUAUUUCUAGUGAGAUCCAGCAGAAAAUUUCAGAGGGUGAUUUUAUCUGUACUCCUGAUGGAAAUCAAGUGACUGAUGAAUCAGAGGCUCGGAAUGAAGGAAAAGUCGAAGUCAUUGUAUACAAGAGCUAUGCUGCUUUUGCUGGUUGGUUCAUCACAGUUUUAACAUGCCUCUCUGCGGUUUUCAUGCAAGCUUCUCGUAAUGGAAAUGAUAUGUGGCUCUCGUACUGGGUUGAUGCAAGUGGAAGAAACCAGAAAGCUUAUUCAACAACUUUUUACCUGGCUGUACUCUCUCUUUUCUGUCUGGCAAAUUCCUUGUUAACUUUAGUGAGGGCAUUUUCAUUUGCAUUUGGUGGUCUACGUGCCGCUGUUAAGGUGCAUGAUCGAUUAUUACAGAACCUUAUGAGUGCGCCUAUUAGCUUCUUCGAUCUAAACCCAUCUGGAAGAAUUAUAAACAGACUGUCAUCAGAUCUCUACACUAUUGACGAUUCUCUUCCCUUUAUUCUCAACAUUCUUGUGGCUAAUUUUGUUGGCCUGUUGGGGAUUGCUAUAGUUCUGUCAUACGUGCAGGUCACAUUUUUGUUGCUGUUAAUGCCUUUCUGGUACAUCUACAGAAAAUUACAGCUGUACUACAGGUCAACGUCACGUGAGUUGCGUAGACUAGACAGUGUAUCUCGAUCACCUAUAUAUGCAUCUUUUACGGAGACUCUGGAUGGAUCAUCGACAAUAAGAGGCUUUAACUGCGAGGAUCUUUUUCUACUCAAAUUUAAUCAGCAUCUGAUGAUAUAUCAGAGGACUUCGUAUUCAGAAGUAACAGCAAGUUUGUGGCUCUCCCUGCGCCUUCAGUUGCUGGCAGCUUUUAUCGUCUCAUUCAUUGCAGUGAUGGCAGUUAUUGGUUCUCAUGAGUACCUCCCCAUCAAUUUAGGUACUCCAGGGUUGGUCGGUUUGGCUCUCUCAUAUGCGGCUCCAAUUGUAUCUUUACUUGGAAGCUUCUUAACAAGUUUCACGGAAACAGAAAAAGAGAUGGUUUCCGUUGAGAGGAUCUUACAGUAUAUGGAUGUUCCUCGAGAAGAAGAUGUUGGAGGUUAUCUGUUACAUCCACAAUGGCCACAUCAAGGAGACAUCAGUUUUGUCAAUGUGACUCUUAAAUACAAGCCACAACUGCCUCCUGCUUUAUGUGGUGUUUCUUUUGCCAUUGCUGGGGGAACACAGGUUGGUAUAAUUGGAAGAACAGGUGCAGGAAAAUCCAGUAUUUUGAAUGCCCUAUUUCGACUCUACCCAACAUGCGGAGGAUCUAUCAUGGUUGAUGGGGUAAACAUUGUUAGUGUUUCUGUAAGAUAUCUUCGUUCGAGCUUUGCUGUUGUUCCCCAGGCUCCUUUUUUGUUUGAAGGAUCAAUAAGGAAAAAUCUAGAUCCAUUGCAAGAGUAUCGGGAUUUUGAGAUCUGGAGUGUCCUAGAAAAAUGCCACAUCAAGGAGGAGGUAGAAGCAGCCGGUGGACUGGAUGUUCAACUAAAAGGGUCUGGAACAGCAUUUUCUGUUGGUCAAAAGCAGCUACUCUGCCUUGCACGUGCUCUCCUCAAGUCCUGCAAGGUGCUUUGCUUGGAUGAAUGCACGGCAAAUGUGGACACUGAAACAACUUCAAAACUACAGAAAACUCUAGCCACUGAAUGCCAGGGAACGACAGUUAUCACAAUUGCUCAUCGCAUUUCCACAGUUAUGAACAUGGACAAUAUCCUGAUUUUGGAUCGAGGGUUUCUGGUUGAACAGGGUAACCCGCGGGUUCUUGUAGAAGAUCAGUCAUCCAUAUUUUUCAGCUUUGCCAAUGCUUCAAAAAUGUGAUGCAAGUAUCUCCGAUGAUGACUCGAGUUUUCGUGGACUAGUUUGGCAACCGGAAGGAGCUGUAUAGUAGAGCUACUCAGAAACUAUCCGCUUUCAAUCUCAAUCUUGUGUUACUUCUAAUUCUAAUAGUUGCUACUUGCUAAUGUACUAAGGUGCUGAACUAAUUUUUAAGUAUGAAGUUGCUGUAAAACCAUUAUCUUUACUUGAAAUGAUGCUGGAAAAAACCUUGGUAAAUGUUCAAGGUUAUAACUUCUAUGGACUCGAGGGAAUAUUUUUACACGACAUGUACCACUAAGAUGUUCUUUUUCACAUUUUAGUAAAACUAUCUUCGAGUGACUUUCA
Messenger RNA from Lycium barbarum (goji berry), 5042 nucleotides. RefSeq names its product ABC transporter C family member 13. The transcript has 34 exons. The record is from RefSeq and is a predicted model, not a curated record. Gene Ontology annotation, biological process: transmembrane transport. The coding region runs from base 528 to 4700 and encodes 1390 amino acids. Gene Ontology annotation, cellular component: membrane. Gene Ontology annotation, molecular function: ABC-type transporter activity; ATP hydrolysis activity; ATP binding. Lineage: Eukaryota; Viridiplantae; Streptophyta; Magnoliopsida; Solanales; Solanaceae.